UGGCUCUGCUCCUGUGCACUCAUGUCCUUGUCAGUGAAUGGGGGCUGGCUGAGACUGGUCCAGUGAUUCCGUAGCAGUUUUUGCUGUGUUUAUCAGAAUCUGUAACUCUAGCUUAGUUUAACUUUGCUGUAUAAUGGCGGCCAAGAUUUUGCCUUUUGUCAAGCUUGCUACGAAGUUGACCAUUGCAGGAGGAGCGAUCUAUGUUGCUUACGACUCUGGCCUGCUGGGCGGCAGUGAGGAGGGUUCAGUGGUGCUUGGGAAAGCUAAAGCUGCCAUCCCUCCCGCAGUGGACGAAUGGAUGAAGUACUUUGGACUGGAGUUGCCUACCCCACCUAAAAUAGAACUCUCUCCACUUGAAGCCUGGAACUCUGGAGUGCAGAAGUCUAUUCAUGGGCUGUCUGUCGCCCCAACCAGAGUGGGCGAAUACACCGGCCAAGGCUUACAGUACCUAAAAAACCUCACCAAGUGAAGACUCUCACCAACACUCAGUUAUCCAAUCAGGUUGCUGUUGCACACGAGCUUUACAUUGAGUUACAUGACAAAAGCUUCAAAUUGAGUUAUAUGACACAAUCUUCAAAUUGAGUUAGAUGACUGCUUAUAAAGCGCCCCCCCCUUUCACUCAAGAUGGGGUGCAAGUGGCUUAUUUAUAAUUGAAUUCAUUGGAUACUUCUGUACUGGGAUUACAUAAAUGCAAACUUCUCUACAAUACAUUUAUAGUAUUUUUGUUCACAAUCUGCCUUGGGGAAGACUGAAAAAAGACAAAAAUCUUAAAGAGCACUAAGUUUAUGAAGCUGUUGUUUAUUUAAAUCCAUGUGUUUGUCGUGUGUACUGUCUUCACAGUUUUAUUUAUCAGGGAAUGUUCAGUGGUGCAGUAUAUGUUGCUGUAUUCUCACUCGGACUUGGUUAUAACUCCCAACCAAAACACACCUUUUUUUACAGCAACAAAUCAAUUCUAUUUUGUAAAUAACCAGUUAGCUAUUUACCAGUUAGUUAUUUUCAUGAUUAAUAAACUUUAUCAUGUCAGAUA
Molecule: messenger RNA, 1027 nt
Organism: Clupea harengus (Atlantic herring)
Lineage: Eukaryota; Metazoa; Chordata; Actinopteri; Clupeiformes; Clupeidae
Gene: micos13
Product: mitochondrial contact site and cristae organizing system subunit 13
Biological process (GO): cristae formation
Cellular component (GO): mitochondrial crista junction; MICOS complex
Source: RefSeq, a predicted model, not a curated record